AGUCUUCUGUGCAGAAGUUCAUUCUGGAUUGGGCUGAAGGAAAAGCAAAUCAGGAUGUCCAAUUUGUAUUUUCAUUCCCUUUCCGUGAGCUGAAUUUGAUGAAAGAGGACAAACACACUUUCAUUAAACUUCUCAAUCACUUCUCAAUGGAAACCAAACAAUCAGGAAUCUCCAACUACGACAAGUACAAAGUUCUGUUCAUCUUUGAUGGUCUGGAUGAGUGCCGACUGCCCCUAGACUUCCAGAAGAACAAGAUCUGUUGGGACGUCACAGAGUCAACCUCAGUGGAUGUUCUGCUGACAAAUCUCAUCAGGGGAAAUCUGCUUCCCUCUGCUCUCCUCUGGAUAACUACCCGACCUGCAGCAGCCAAUAAGAUCCCUUCAGGGUGUGUUGACCAGGUGACAGAGGUACGAGGGUUCAAUGACCCACAGAAGGAGGAGUACUUCAGGAAGAGAUUCAGUGAUGAGGACCUGGCCAGCAGAAUCAUCUCACACAUAAAGACAUCAAGGAGCCUCCACAUCAUGUGCCACAUUCCAGUCUUCUGUUGGAUUUCUGCAACAGUCCUUGAACACAUGCUGGAACAUAAGAGAGAAGAGAUGCCCAAGACUCUGACUGAGAUGUACACACACCUUGUGGUGUUUCAUACCAAACAGAAGAAUGAAAAGUAUCUUGGGAAAGAAGAGACAGGUCCACCCUGGAAUAAAGAGAACAUUCUGUCACUGGGAAAACUGGCUUUUCAACAGCUUGUGAAGGGCAAUCUGAUUUUCUAUGAAGAAGACCUGAAAGAGGCUGGCAUUGAUGUCAUUGAAGCCUCAGUGUACUCAGGAUUGUGCACACAGCUCUUUAAAGAGGAAUGUGUGCUGUACCAGGACAAGGUGUACUGCUUUGUACAUCUGAGCAUUCAGGAGUUUCUGGCUGCUGUAUAUGUGUUCCUCACAUUCAUCAACAACAAUGAGAAUCUAAUGGACAAACUGCAGUCAACGUCCAGGAGACUUUCUGUGAGGAUCAAACAAAGGCGUAAAGUUACUGUCUACAAGAGUGCUGUGGAUAAAGCCUUACAAAGUGAGACGGGAAACCUGGACCUUUUCCUCCGCUUCCUUCUGGGCCUCUCACUGGAGUCCAAUCAGAAGCACUUACGAGGUCUACUGACAAAGACAAGAAGCAGCUCACAGAGCCAUGAAGAAACAGUCAAGUACAUCAAGGAGAAGAUCAGGGAGAAUCCCUCUCCAGAGAGGUGCAUCAAUCUGUUCCACUGUCUGAAUGAACUGAAUGACCAUUCUCUAGUGGAGGAGAUCCAAAGAUACCUGAGAUCAGGAAGUCUCUCAGAACCCAACCUGUCACCUGCACAGUGGUCAGCUCUGGUCUUUGUGUUGCUGACUUCAGAAAAGGAGCUGGAUGUGUUUGACCUGAAGAAAUACUCCAGAUCAGAGGAAGGUCUUCUGAGGCUGCUGCCAGUGGUCAAAGCCUCCAGAGCUGCUCUGCUGUCAGGCUGUGGAGUCACAGAGGAAGGCUGUGCUUCUCUGGUCCCAGCUCUGGAGUCAAACCCCUCACACCUGAGAGAGCUGGACCUGAGUAACAAUGACCUGAAGGAUUCAGGAGUGAAGCUGCUCUCUGCUGGACUGGGGAAUCCCCACUGUAAACUGGAGACUCUGAGGCUGUCAGUCUGUCUAGUCACAGAGCAAGGCUGUGCUUCUCUGGUCUCAGCUCUGAGGUCAAACCCCUCACACCUGAGAGAGCUGGACCUGAGCUACAAUCACCCAGGAGACUCAGGAGUCAGACUGCUCUCUGCUGGACUGGAGGAUCCACACUGCAGACUGGAGAAACUCAAUGUGGAACAUGGUGGAGAGAACAGAAUGAAACCUGGAAUUAGAAAAUGUGAGUGUUGACUGCUGUGAAGAAUAUGACUAAGAAUAAGUCUUAAUUCAAGUUAAGUCAAAGUCAAAGACCACCAUCAUUACUUACUUGGUCAUAUUAAAUAUCAGCUGUAGUUCUACAGAAGCAGAAAUCAGGGACACCAACGUUUACAAAGAGUUGCUUUGACAAUGUGUGUGUGUGUGUGUGUGUGUGUGUGUAUGUGUGUG
Molecule: messenger RNA, 2081 nt
Organism: Salvelinus fontinalis (brook trout)
Lineage: Eukaryota; Metazoa; Chordata; Actinopteri; Salmoniformes; Salmonidae
Product: NLR family CARD domain-containing protein 3-like
Exons: 4
Coding region: 99-1886 (595 amino acids)
Molecular function (GO): protein binding
Source: RefSeq, a predicted model, not a curated record